Polyodon spathula (Mississippi paddlefish) is the source of this 1699-nucleotide messenger RNA. RefSeq names its product dual specificity phosphatase 19a (gene dusp19a). The record is from RefSeq and is a predicted model, not a curated record. The coding region runs from base 125 to 766 and encodes 213 amino acids. Gene Ontology annotation, cellular component: cytoplasm. Gene Ontology annotation, molecular function: JUN kinase phosphatase activity. The transcript is spliced from 4 exons. NCBI's taxonomy places the organism in Eukaryota, Metazoa, Chordata, Actinopteri, Acipenseriformes, Polyodontidae. Gene Ontology annotation, biological process: protein dephosphorylation; regulation of MAP kinase activity.
UAUUACUAGAGUGGACGGUCAUGUAUACAUUUAAAGUGUGGACAGAGAAGAGCACCUGUUUGAAGCUGUUCGGCUUUUUGUAAACAUUUUUGUUGUUGUUACCUUGCAAUUGUUACUGUGUGUGAUGCAUUCACUUGCACAGGAAAUACAGUCUUUUUCAAAGAACGCGCUGAGGAAGCAAUGCACCAGGGUGACCACUUUAACUGGAAAGAGAAUUAUAGAAACGUGGAAAGAUUCCAAAGUCCAGGUUGUGGAAGAAGCAGCGCAGCCCGAGGGAGUUUGUGGAUAUGUCCAGGAUCUCAGCUUGGACCUGCAAAUUGGAGUUAUAAAGCCCUGGCUACUAAUUGCCUCACAAGAUGUUGCUCAGGAUUUUGCGACUUUGAAAGCAUUUAAGGUUUCACAUAUACUAAAUGUUGCAUAUGGAGUUGAAAACACCUUUCCAGAGCAGUUUGUUUAUGAAGCGUUUUCUAUAUUGGAUCUUCCGGACACUGAUAUAACGUCAUUUUUUCAUAACUGCUUCAAGUUUAUAGAGAAAGCCAAGGCACAGAAUGGAGUUGUGCUUGUUCACUGCAAUGCUGGAGUUUCCCGCUCUGCCGCGAUAGUCAUUGGAUACCUGAUGUCUAUGGAAUACCUGCAUUUUGAUGAUGCUUUUUCAUUAGUGAAGGGUGCCAGACCUGCUAUUUGUCCAAAUCCAGGCUUUAUGGCGCAGUUAAGGAAAUACAAACCAUGCGAUGGACGUCAGUUCAGUGGAAAUGAAGAUCCCUGAAAUAGUGUACAAGGACCCUGGGUUAUAUGGUAUAAUACAUACAACACACUUUACAACAUAAAUCUUUAUUUAUAUGUAUUUUUUAGGCUGCCUCUACUGAUGGUGAUUUUUAUUUUUCCAGCAAUACUCUUUUAAUUAUAUUUUUAAUCUGUGAUCUAGAAUUAUUAAUUAUCUUAAGUAUAGCUUGUAUUAAAUUACCGUUUAACCUAGCUAAUGAACAAUCACAGAAGGUAUACAGAAAAUGUAAUCUUUCUAUUUUAUAAAGUAGUUUUACAAUUGAUAUAUUUCACUCACCAGUCUACAACAGUGCAUGCUUUUUGAUUACCACUAUUCUGUAUUAUGUCAAGCUAUUUAAAAUAUUUAAUUUCAGUGACGAUUGUCAUUUUACAUUGAGCGUAUAAUAUUCACCUGUACACGAUUUUUGUAGAUCCAUUAUCUAGGUAUGGAUUAUACUUACCUAAUUACCUGGCAUUAUUUAUGAUUCUCUUUGCUUAAAACUCCCAUGGCCCAAUUUUCAAGCAAGCGCAAUGACAUGGACAAACUAAGUUGUUUUUUACAAGUAUAAUAUAAUAGUUUUAUUCCUUUCUGAAAAUGUGCCUUUGUCUUGUCAUUUUUCUCAGUAAUACAAUUACUCAACAAUACUUGUUUCCCAGUGCAGUGCUUGGUAUUCUCAUAAACAAGAAGCUGUGUGCUGAAAAUGUGACAUUGCUUCUGUUGUAAUGUACGUUACCGCAAUUAAAUAUUACCACAAAAUGGAAGAUAUUUUUAAAGCACUUUACUCCAGAUUUUAAUUAACUGAAAAACUAGAACCAAACAUCCACCGGCAUGGCAUUUUAAUCCUUCUAAAGAUUUCUGCUUCUGUUUUGUAAAUAUUAUAAAAUAUUGGAUACAGUCAGCACUCGGUUAUCUGUUACCCAGAUACACGUCAGUCGU